GAUGCUUCCAGAUGGUUUGAGUGGCAUUUGUACUCUUCGGAAACUGAAGAUUUCUAAAAUGCCGGAAAUGGGGAAGAGGGUAUCGGCAUCAGGAGAGGAUUUCCACAAAGUCAGCCAUGUCCCUUCAAUUAUCAUCAAAAACUAUUGAUGAUGACUAACUAAUCUAGUCUCCACCCGGAUGGAUUGAGCGGCAUGUCUACUCUUCGGAAACUGAAAAUCUAUGGAAUGGCGGAAUUGGGAAAGAGGGUAUCAGCAUCGGGAGAGGAUUUCCACAAAGUCAGCCAUGUCCCUUCAAUUAUCAUUCUUCACUAAUGACUAGUCUAGUCUCCACCCGGGGUACUUUCCUCCCCCCUUCGAGCUACAGUCUUGUUUCGUUUCUCUUUAAUUACUUGCACUCUUUUCUAUGCAACCUUGUUUCGCUUUAAUCACUUAUUUUGAAAUAAAUGUGUAUAUACUUCUUUUGUAUGCGGCUCCAAGGCUGAAAUCUGUUUGAUUUUGAUGAUUCUGCGCAAUAAUGCUUAGUUCCAUAUGUAGCUGUUUUGGUGAGAUUCGACUCUGAAGAUUUAAGCUAUAUAAUUCUGUUCUUGAAUUGUGAUUUUUGUUGCUUGGUUGUUGAUGGUUUAAUUUACCAUUGAUUAAGCAAGAAAAAAUGGGUUAUAUAUGUUGAAGGGUUUGAAGCUGCUUUAGUUGGACUCUUUUCCGGCCAACAUAUAGAGAAUUGUAUUCAAAUUCAUGUUGUGUUUGAAUUGAAUUAAUUGUUUGUAAUUAAUGUUUCAAAAUUUUCAACUCAAUCUAUUAAUUUUAGACAGGAAAAAAAAAAAAACAAGGGAAAUGGUCAGUUGAAGAGAGAGGGCGAACAAUAGACUCAAUUUUCCAUGUCAAGACUGAUAAUAAAAAGAAACAUAAAAUUCUUAAUAAUGCCAAUUCAGCACGGGUUGUCAACCUGAGCGCCGUGGCCAUGGCGCUCAGCAGCGCUCUCAUAUGCAGGGUUGCAUUCGGGAAGAGAUACGACGAGCUUGGCUCGGAGAUGAGGAGAUUCGACAGGCUCUCUCGCGAGGCGCAAGAGCUCAUGGCAACUUUCUACGAGGAGCUCAUCGAGGAGCACCAGAAUCGUCUGGAGAGGGCGGCGGGGGAGGAUGAAGAUGUUCUUGGUGUUUUGAUCAAGCUUAAAGAGGAGAAUUCUUCUUCUGUUGAACUUGGAUGGGAUCAGAUCAAAGCGUUACUAAUGAAUAUUUUUAUUGCUGCAACUGAUACGACGACUGUCUCAAUCGUUUGGACGAUGACGGCACUAAUGAAAGCGCCAACCGUGAUGAAAAAAGUACAAGCAGAAAUCAGAAAUUUGAUAGGUGAAAAGGGUAAAUUAGAUGAAGGUGAUUUGCCCAACCUUCCCUAUUUGAAAGCAGUGAUUAAGGAGACAUUGAGGUUGUACCCUCCAGCUCCACUACUUGUACCAAGACAAACAAUAGAAAAAUGCACUCUAGUGGGAUACGAGAUUCAACCUAAUACAGUGGUUUUUGUUAACGCGUGGGCGGUUGCAAGAGAUCCGAAGUACUGGGAAAAUCCAGACGAGUUCAUGCCUGAGAAGUUCUUGAAUAGCAAUAUUCAUGAUAUCACGGGGCAAGACUUCGGGGCGAUCCCAUUUGGAUCAGGACGAAGAAUUUGCCCUGGGAUGUCUAUGGGACUUGCAAACGUGGAGCUCACGGUUGCAAGUCUUCUCUACAAUUUCGACUGGGAAAUGCCUGAAGGGAUCAAAGCUCAAGAUAUCGAUACUGAUACCGUACCUGGAAUCACUAUGCAUAAGAAAAACCCUCUCAUCCUUGUAGCUAGAGACUAUGUUGCUUAGUUUGAAGCCCCUUUUUUUAAAAAGAGGAUUAAUAAGGUUUUUUCAUUUUCCCCUGUGAUGACUCAAAUUCUCAACUAUUACGAUUGAAGGAGGAGCUUCUUACCAAAUGAGUUACACUUUAUUGUUUUUUAAGUUUGAA
Molecule: messenger RNA, 1982 nt
Organism: Salvia miltiorrhiza (redroot sage)
Lineage: Eukaryota; Viridiplantae; Streptophyta; Magnoliopsida; Lamiales; Lamiaceae
Product: 6,7,8-trihydroxycoumarin synthase-like
Exons: 4
Coding region: 959-1843 (294 amino acids)
Molecular function (GO): oxidoreductase activity, acting on paired donors, with incorporation or reduction of molecular oxygen; heme binding; iron ion binding
Source: RefSeq, a predicted model, not a curated record